Messenger RNA from Hydractinia symbiolongicarpus, 1104 nucleotides. RefSeq lists its product as uncharacterized. The record is from RefSeq and is a predicted model, not a curated record. The coding region runs from base 1 to 1104 and encodes 367 amino acids. The transcript is spliced from 6 exons. NCBI's taxonomy places the organism in Eukaryota, Metazoa, Cnidaria, Hydrozoa, Anthoathecata, Hydractiniidae.
AUGGCAAAAAGUAAUGAUAAAAACAUACCUAAAGAACACAAUGGAGCUAUUUGUCCUUUAGUCACGAAGCCUGUCCUUCCAACCAAUUGCGAAUGCAUCAUUAGAAGUCCUACAUUUCGAAGUGUGUUUUUCUUUAUUUUUACAGGUAGGCCAAAGUUUUGUGACAUUAAGUAUGAAUAUGAAUAUGAUAUAACAGAAAGUACCAUUUUAACAGUGGCGCCGAAGGUAUGUGGAUAUCCGAUACCUAAACUGAAAUGGGAAGUGGGAGAGGACAACUUCAGUACUGCAUCUAAUUUUUCUGUUAUUAAUAAUGCAAUCAGACAAUACGAAUACAGUUUUAAUACUCGACCUAUCACUCGAGAAGAUUGUGGAAGAAACCUCGCAUUAGUCACUUCUAAUACAAUAGGAAGUAUGAAAAGGAAUGCUAAAAUUUACGUUGAAUUUGUACCUUCACUGGUUUCGAACGUGUUAUUUUACAGACACAAUGCAAGUUGUGUUCGUGUCACUUGGGAUGGCGAAGAUACUGGAAAAUGUAGUAUCACCUAUCAUUUGCAGUUUUCUGGUAGAGAGACUAUUUAUACCACCUCUAAGACAGACCUUACACUUUGCAAUUCAUCGGAUAUUGAUGUCGUUUUUAUUUGGGCAUCAUACAACAGAAACAUUGGUGUAAAGCUUGCCAGCAGAAUUAUCACCACUACCUCUUCACCAGAUAAUACUUCAACCCGAACUAUCACGGCGACAAAUACAGAAAGAAAAGUAGCGAGAACAUGUGACCAUCAAUUUACAAGUAAUAUUAUAACUGCGAUCGUCACAUUGGUUAUCUCACUGAUUUUAAAUACAAUCAUUUUUGUCAUUUUUAAGCAUAAAGGUUUUAUAAUUGUCAACAUGAUCCGGACGAGACCUCCACAAAGCAGUAAAGAUCGAAGUACUAACGAUUAUGGGGAAACAGGGAAAAUGAUAUCUCAUUAUGCAGACAUUAACAGCAAAGCUGUAAAACCAAGUAUAUAUGCCGAUUUGACACCGACAACUGAUCAUUCGAAGCAGUAUUAUGAAAUUGAGUUGAAUACAUUGCAAAGCAACAUUUACGCCAAUAUUACAACCUAA